Messenger RNA from Diuraphis noxia (Russian wheat aphid), 1541 nucleotides. Its product is annotated as diuretic hormone receptor-like. Lineage: Eukaryota; Metazoa; Arthropoda; Insecta; Hemiptera; Aphididae. The record is from RefSeq and is a predicted model, not a curated record. Gene Ontology annotation, biological process: cell surface receptor signaling pathway; adenylate cyclase-modulating G protein-coupled receptor signaling pathway. Gene Ontology annotation, cellular component: plasma membrane. Gene Ontology annotation, molecular function: peptide hormone binding; G protein-coupled peptide receptor activity; diuretic hormone receptor activity.
AUGUUGUCACCAGCGGUCGAGCCACAGGUGCCUGGUGUGGUAGUUGACUUCUCUUCCAAAAAUGCAAGUAGAAUAUGUUACGAGAACAAUACCUGGGGCCUAACCGAUUUUAACGAGUGUACGAUUCUUGGUGAUCCAAAAGCAGUGACUUACGAUGAAGAAGGCACUGUUGAUACAAUUAUUUAUUUGUAUAUAGCUGGUCAUUGUUUGUCACUAAUAAUGACAUCACUGGCCAUUUUUGUAUUCUGCCGAUUUAAAGAACUGAAAUGUUUGCGGAACAAAAUCCACUCAAAUUUGAUGGCAUCGUACUUAUUAGCAGGCAUUAUGUGGAUACUUAACUACACUAACUUGACCGACACAGGGACAUUUAAAUGUGCUUUGUUGGUGUUACCACUUUACUAUUUCACCAUGACAAAUUAUUUUUGGGCGUUUAUCGAAGGGAUGUAUUUAUUUAUAAUAGUCGUAGAUACAUUUUUUCCAGACAGAGUGCGGUUGCGAACAUAUAUGGCUAUCGGAUGGGGAAUACCAUUGAUCAUUAUUUCCACGUGGUGCGUCACAAAACUUUUAGUGCCGACUAAAAACGACCUAGAUUUGUAUAACCAGAUCACAUACGAAAGAUACUGUCCUUUAAUGGCAUCAUAUGUAGACGAUUGGAUAUACCAGUCACCGAUAGUCAUCGUUUUGCUGAUCAAUUCUACAUUCCUUGUAAAAAUUAUGCGGGUACUGAUAACAAAAAUAAGGUCCACCAAAUCCGCAGAAACGCACAACUACAAAAAGGCCACCAAAGCUCUUUUAGUGUUAAUACCACUACUGGGCAUCACUUUUUGUUUGGAUAUGAUCAAUCCCAGUUCCACGGGGCUACUGGUCAAUAUUUACAAAUUUAGCAAAGUUGUAAUCAUCAGCACACAGGGGUUUACCGUCUCGUUACUGUAUUGUUUCUUUAACAAUGAAGUUCAAAACACAUUAAAAUACCACAUUACUAGAUGGCAGACAAAACGGAAAUUUCUUGCUUCGAGAAAAAAAUAUGGUCGAUCUUGGAUGUCGGUAAAACAAAACAAUAUAAUAUGUGAUCAUCAGCUGGACCCCAAAGAACUGAUGCCAUGGAUACCAGCAAACAACGUUAGAUCGUCUUCUUGCGUCAGCAAUGGAACAACUACCUCCGCGUUGUCAAAUAUGAGACUGCCUCAGGAUACAUCUAUUGAAAUACCACUGGAUCCAGAACAACAAUCUCUGUAUAAAGAUAAUAAUAAUAAAGUCGUUAUAUCGAGUUUAAUUGUAUAACAUGAUAAGCGCAUACCUAGAAUAUAUCAAUAUUAUAUAUUAUUUUAUUUAUGACACGUGUUAUAUUCACACUAGAUAUAUAGAUAUAUAAAAUCUGUGAUUACCUAUAAUGCGAGUAAUAUGUAAAUAUUGUUGUACCUAGUUAGUUUUUAGAAUUAAAAUUAUUAUUAUUAUUAUUAUUAUUACUGCCACAGAGUGAAAUAUAAUAUAUUAAUAAUGUAAAGUGUUUUAACACGUCGAGAAAUGUUGAUAUUAUUAUA